Messenger RNA from Drosophila guanche, 1349 nucleotides. RefSeq names its product protein amalgam (gene Ama). The transcript has 2 exons. The coding region runs from base 106 to 1083 and encodes 325 amino acids. Gene Ontology annotation, cellular component: plasma membrane; axon. Gene Ontology annotation, biological process: dendrite self-avoidance; axon guidance; homophilic cell-cell adhesion. Gene Ontology annotation, molecular function: cell-cell adhesion mediator activity. Lineage: Eukaryota; Metazoa; Arthropoda; Insecta; Diptera; Drosophilidae. The record is from RefSeq and is a predicted model, not a curated record.
CAUCGUUUCAUUCAAAUCCCGAACGUUGCGCAUUGAACACUGAGCUCGCGAUUGAGGAAGAAAGUAAAAGCGUGUGACCAAAAACAAAGAUAAACGUAAUCAGCCAUGAACAAUCUACGGCUCUGCCUGUGCCUCUGUGUGGGCCUUGCUGCUGCAGCCAGUGCCGCCCCCGUCAUCAGUCACAUCACCAAGGAUGUGGUCGCCAGCGUCGGGGACAGCGUCGAGUUCAACUGCACGGUGGAGCAGGUGGGCCAACUCUCUGUGAGCUGGGCCAAGUCGGACACCAACUCCAUGCUCUCCAUGCGGAAUAUGCUCAGUCUUCCCGAUCAGCGGUACAAUGUGUCCGUUACCGAGGAUCCCAAGGCUGGCAAUGCCAUCUAUACAUUCCGGAUAAAGCAGAUCGAGGUGAACGACAUGGGUGCGUACGAGUGCCAGGUGCUGGUCUCCACCUCGGAGAAGAUCACCAAGAAGCUGAAUCUGCAGAUCAAAACUCCCCCCGUGAUUUCGGAGAGUACACCCAAGACCACGCUGGUCACCGAGGGACAGCAUCUGGAGCUGACGUGUCAUGCCAAUGGUUUCCCAAGGCCCACCAUCUCCUGGGCCCGCGAGAACAAUGCCAUAAUGCCAGCGGGAGGGCAUCUUCUGGCCGAGCCCACUCUCCGCAUCAAGUCCGUGCACCGCAUGGAUCGCGGUGGGUACUACUGCAUCGCACAGAAUGGAGAGGGUCAGCCCGAUCGCCGCCUGAUUCGUGUGGAGGUCGAGUUCCGGCCACAGAUAGCCGUGCAGCGUCCCAAGAUCGCUCAGAUGCUCUCGCACACCGCGGAACUGGAGUGCUCCGUUCAGGGUUAUCCCGCACCGACGGUCGUCUGGCAUCGGAAUGGCGUCCAACUACAGUCGAGCCGCCAGCACGAGGUGGCCAACACGGCCUCAUCCUUUGAGACGACGACAUCGGUCCUGCGCAUUGAGAGCGUGUCCGAGGAGGACUUUGGGGACUACUACUGUAAUGCCACCAACAAGCUGGGUCACGCCGACGCCCGGCUCCACCUCUUCCAGACCGUCAUCCCAGUGCCCUCCCUGUCGUAGGGGCCCAACGCCGCCUGACGCUGCCAUUCCCACGCAUAUAAGACUUGAACUUUGACUUUAAUGAACUUUUUUCGGCAAUUCUGUGUCUGUGCGGAUCGCUCCGGAUGCGGUCUCUGUUUAUAUUAUUAAUGAUUCAUUCAAUUAGCUCUCAUUCAGAUUCAUAUAUAUUUUUUUGGAUACACAUGAAAUCUUUCGACUGUUUGUGCCUUAAGAAUUUUUGCAUGUACAACAAAUACAAUGCCAUAAACAUACAUAUAGUAUAAGUA